ACGGUAUGUAAUAACUCACUAAUCAAGAGUACCCAAAUCCGACGGACCCAAUUCCUCGAUAGUGCGGUCUGUCAUAAUUUAUAAUUUAAUCCUGUGCGCAGAGUGUUCGAUAAUCUUAUCUGUCGAAAGAAUUAGAACUUGUUUAUAUUUAUAGUCUGAUUAGCAAAACACCGAUACCAGGUACAAUAUUUUUCAAAAGAUUGUUAAUCUCUUGUCGCGCGUAAUCACGUUGUGCGGUGCUUCGUUUACGGAGCAAACAUAACCAUAACCUUCUAAUCGAACCUAACCUUACCUCGAAGUGUUAUUUUGUUGAACAUGGCAAGUAAUUUGUCAACGUUACUCCAGUUCGGAAAGCAAAGCGGGAAAGGUUUUGUUUUACCAUGGCGUUACAUGUCCUUAGCGGCGAAACCUAAAGAAAUGCAUAACGUUAAACCAAAGACAGGAAUUUUAAUGUUGAAUAUGGGCGGGCCCACGAGCGCCGAAAAAGUACACGAAUAUUUAUUGCGCAUAAUGACCGAUGCUGAUAUGAUUCAACUUCCAGUUCAAAGUCGAUUGGGCCCUUGGAUAGCAAAACGUCGUACCACCGAAAUACAAAAAAAGUAUAAUGAAAUUGGUGGCGGGUCUCCUAUUUUGAAAUGGACAAAUAUGCAGGGUGAACUUUUGUGUAAACAAUUAGACAAUGUCUCGCCAGAGACUGCACCUCACAAGCAUUAUGUUGCUUUUCGAUAUGCAGAUCCUCUUACCGAAAAUACACUGCAAGAAAUAGAAAAAGAUGGUCUUGAGCAUACAGUAAUAUUUUCUCAGUAUCCACAGUACAGUUGUGCUACGACUGGAUCCAGUUUUAAUGCGAUAUAUAAAUAUUAUAAGAAAAGGCAGCUACCUCCGAAUAUGAAAUUGAGCGUAGUAGAUAGAUGGGCUACAAACCCGCUCUUCAUAAAGACAAUUGCCGAAAGGAUUAAGGAGCAGUUAGUUCAAUUCCCUAAGGAAAUAAGGGACAACGUUAUCAUUUUGUUCUCAGCACAUUCGCUUCCGCUGAAGGCUGUUAAUAGAGGAGACACUUACCCAUCCGAGAUUGGAGCUACUGUUGCUUUAGUUAUGCAAGAACUAAAUUAUUGUAACCCCUACCAUUUAGUCUGGCAGUCGAAGGUAGGUCCUUUGCCUUGGCUAGCCCCUUUCACCGACGACGCUCUAAAAGCGUACGUGAAACAAGGGAAGAAGCAUUUUAUAUUAGUCCCGGUAGCUUUUGUUAACGAACACAUCGAAACUCUUCACGAAAUGGACAUCGAGUACUGCAAAGAAUUAGCGGAGGAACUUGGUAUUGAGAGAAUAAGAAGAGCCGCCGCUCCCAAUGAUCAUCCUAUCUUUAUAGACGCUUUAACGGAUAUCGUUCAUUCUCACCUGAAAUCGAAGCGGUCGAUAAGCCCUAAGUUCCUAACACGUUGCCCGCAUUGUGUAAACGAGAACUGUUUGCAGAGUAAAAAUUGGUACGCGAAAACGUGUAGGAUCUAAAGCUGAAAAUAUAUCUAUAUAUCAAUAUACAUAUUUAUAUACAUGUAUACAUGCUCCGUAAUAAAUUAUUUCUACUCAC
Molecule: messenger RNA, 1588 nt
Organism: Megalopta genalis
Lineage: Eukaryota; Metazoa; Arthropoda; Insecta; Hymenoptera; Halictidae
Gene: FeCH
Product: ferrochelatase, mitochondrial
Biological process (GO): heme biosynthetic process
Cellular component (GO): mitochondrion
Molecular function (GO): protoporphyrin ferrochelatase activity
Source: RefSeq, a predicted model, not a curated record